GAAAAAUAAAUUAGUGCAGAGGAAAAGCGAAGGGGCGCCCACAUGCCCUUCUACUCUAAGAGCGGCGAAUGUCCUCAUCGUAUCCUGCGGCCGCUCUCCUCCGCCGACAGCCCUCAGCCCUCAGCCACCGUGUCUUCUUCGCUAAGGUUCUUGAAUUUCGAUGAUCGCGUGGGUUCGCUUGUUGUCUUACUACUGCCGAGGAUGAGGGUACAGGACUUUACAUAUAAAGAUGCCGGUGUAGAUGUUUAUGCUAGUUCAGAUCUUGUCAAGAGAAUUGCCAAGAUGGCUCCUGGAAUUGGAGGGGAUACCAUUUUGGUGGCUGGUACAGAUUUUCUCAAAUCUGCUGGGGGAGCCAUCCUGGUGUAUUGGCUGAUCGUCCUACCAUUGGGAUAAGAAACAAUAAUAUUGUAACAGCAGCUGGGAGAGGCUGGUUGCUGCUGUUUUGCGAAAACAGCAGCUGUGGGAACUUUUUCAUGAUCACUCCAGGAGCCCUAGCAUCCGCUCCGAAGCAUCGGACUUCAGUUCUAGCUUCAAUUCAAGUUCUCCCCUUCACGAUCUCGCCUUGGACUUUUCAGGGCUUGGAAGUUUUCCUAGGUCACGUAAAGCGACCCGAAGGCUGGCUCUUGUUUCAGGUUUUAGUUCUGGUUUUGAUGUUGAAGAUGUAUUCCUGGCUUCAGCCGUCUUACUUGGGAGGGGAACUUUUGGGACUACUUACACGGUUGCAAUGGAAAAUGGGGUAAAAAUUGUGUUGAAGAGAUUGAAGUCUAGGAAUAUUUCAGAACAAGAGUUCAAAAGUCAGAUGGAGGUUGUUGGAAAUGUUAGACAUGAGAAUGUGGCUGCCCUAAGAGCUUAUUAUUCUUCGGAAGACGAAAGGCUCAUGCUGUGUGAUUAUUACAGUGAUGGGAGCGUCCAUGCAUUGUUACAUGGACAAACUGGUCAAAAUAAGUCUCAUGUAGACUGGGAAACCAGGCAGAGAAUUGCGAUUGGUGCUGCAAGGGGUAUUGCUGCAAUACACGCACAAAAUGGUGGGAAGCUUGUCCACGGAAACAUAAAAGCAUCAAAUAUUUUUCUUAAUUCUCAAAAGUAUGGUUGUGUAUCAGAUCUUGGCUUGGCGACCAUGGUAGAGACAGUAUUCAUGCCAACUGCAGGGUACUAUGCUCCAGAAGUCAAGAAUGCUAGAGAUAUAUCCCAAGCAUCAGAUGUCUAUAGCUUUGGGAUUCUGCUACUUGAACUUCUCACUAGAAAGUCCCCCGCACACAUCCCUGGUGGUCCUAAGUCUGUUGACCUAGUGAAGUUGGUUACUUCUGUGAAAAGCAAGGAGAGGGCUGCUAAGGUAUUUGAUGCAGAACUAUUGACGUAUCCUAUGAUAAGGGAACAAGCAGUGAUAAUGUUGCAAAUAGGAAUAACAUGUGUAGAAAAAUCAAAAAAGAAGAGACCAAAAAUGCUUCAAGUAGUGAGGAUGUUAGAGGAUAUUAAUAUAGUGAACCGUGGAAGUACAGUGAAUCCACAAAAUCAUGUUUCCUUAAAAAGAAAACUUGAAUUCUUUGAGGAUGCUAAUCCUAAAUUUGAGCUUGAGGAUUUGUUAAGGGCUUCUGCUGAGGUGCUUGGGAAAGGAACAUUCGGGACUUCUUACAAGGCAAGAUUAGAAAAUGGAAACACAGUCAUGGUGAAGCGAUUGAAGGAUGUAAGUGUAUCAUUUGAGGAUUUUCAGAAGCAUAUGAAUGUCAUUGGGAAAAUAAGGCAUGAGAACGUCGACAAACCAAGGGCAUACUACUAUUCAAGAGAUGAGAAGCUCUUGGUGUAUGAUUGCUAUGAUAAACAGAGCUUAUCUGAUUUGCUACACAAGAAAACAACUUUGGGUUGGACACCUUUAGAUUGGGAGACCCGCCUGAAAAUUGCAGUGGGCGCAGCAAGGGGUAUUGCUCACAUCCAUGGACAAGGUGGUGAGAAGCUUGUACAUGGAAAUAUAAAAUCCUCAAACAUUUUCCUCGAUGGACAAAGAUAUGGGAUUGUCUCUGAUGUUGGAUUGACAAAACUAAUGAAUCCAAUCGGCUGGUUGGUUAUGUGGUCUCAAGGCUCCUAUGCCCCAGAAGUUAUAGAGACCAGCAAGGUGUCUCAAGCUUCUGAUGUCUACAGCUUUGGAGUUGUGCUGCUUGAACUUCUCACAGGACGGGCAUCUUCUCAAACAACCAUGGAUGGUGAUGGUGCCAUCUCACUAGUUAACUGGGUUCGGACUGUUGUUCUCGAAGAAUGGUGGACGACCUCUAAAGUGAUGGAUGUAGAACUUCUGAGGUAUCCAGGUGAGGAGGAAGCAAUGGUACAAGUCCUGCAAAUAGGAUUGGACUGUGCUGUCACUAACCCGGAGAGCAGACCAAGAAUGGCUCAAGUGGUGAGAAUGUUGGAGGAAAUCAGUGGCAUCGAACCAGCGGAUGAGUCGAGAUUGGAAGAUAGAUGGGAGCAACCAUCCAUUGAGUCAAGAUUGGAAGAUCUAUUGGAGGAUCUGUUGCCCACACUCAUACCAUAAAUAGUGGUAGCACAUCAGGACAUUUCCUCAUUGAGAUUGGAAGUUGUGAACAAGUAAUUCGCUAGCGCCUUGAUGUUGUGCCUGGAAAAUUAAUGUCUUUUUUAUUCCUUGAUAACAUCUUCUUGAUAAUGUUAAAUUCAUGUCUCGAAUUUGAUUG
This is a messenger RNA of Sesamum indicum (sesame), 2681 nucleotides long. RefSeq lists its product as uncharacterized. The record is from RefSeq and is a predicted model, not a curated record. Lineage: Eukaryota; Viridiplantae; Streptophyta; Magnoliopsida; Lamiales; Pedaliaceae.